UUGCCAUAACAAAUACCGGUGACCUUUCUUGAAUAUGUUAAAUUUUUGGGGAGAUGAAUGGAACUAGCGUGUCUUUACAACUAUUUCAUGAUCAAUUCGGUAUUGGUGAAUCUCGCAGAGUUUCCCGAUUAUUUCAAAAACUUGUAUUGCCCCUAGGGAAGCCUUGCGCAGCUGCGUCAAUCAUCUUUGUUGUUAUUCCUGUAAUGUCACAAUCCGAUUUGUGAUGAAAGCGAGUUGCUCCGUCGGAAGCAAAUAUGGACAAUAUAUUUCGAGAUUAAGUGGUAGGAUGGAUGGACAACGUGCCCUGGAAUUGAUGCCUCUUCUUCAGGAGCGACUGGUGGUUCUGACUGGCGGCCGAGAUCGUAGAGGAGGACCUGUCCUUUCAUUUCCGGCCAGUCCAAGACGAGACCGUGCCAAGCCCGAAGACUACCGUCGGCUUCUGCAAUACCUGAUGUCCAUACCUAAUGACGAUGCUCGUGCUUUGGGUUUUACGGUGCUGGUGGAUAUGCGAGGAGCCACAUGGUCUACUGUGAAGCCCAUUCUGAAAGCGUUACACGAGAAUUUUCCACCUGGAGUUGUGCACCAAGCGCUCAUCGUCAAACCCGAUAAUUUCUGGCAGAAACAAAGGACUUCUUUAGGAACACAUAAGUACAAAUUCGAGACAAAUAUGAUAAGCAUAGAAGCACUACCAAAAAUUAUAGAUACAUCUCAAAUAACGUCGGACCUAGAUGGGAGUCUGAAUUACGACCAUGCUCAUUGGUUGGAAACAAGAUUGGCUGUUGAGGAAUUCUCGUGGCAGGCUGCUGACAUGCUAGACCGCUUGGACGAUCUUCAGGAAGACCUCGCCAGAAAUGAUUUUGCGGAAGAUGUAAGCGGAGCCAAGCAUAAGAUCGAUUUACAUAACGACAUGAAGAAAAAGAUAAUGAAGGUGCCCAUAGAAGAGCUGGAUAUUUUAGGGCAAAGGUUACUUCAGAAGGCUUGUGGACCAGAUGCAGGGCAGGGUGGAAGGGAUACAAGCAGUUUGAGUCCGGAUGUUGCAGAUGUCAAAAACCUAGUUUUACAAAAUUUAGAUAGUGUUCACUCGUCACAGCAGCACCUUUUACAAUUAUGGCACCACAAAAAGUUGAAGUUGGAUCAGUGCUUUCAGCUCAGACUAUUCGAGCAGGAUUGUGAGAAGAUGUUCGACUGGAUAUGUCACAAUCGCGACGUAUUCUUGGUGAAUUACGUCGAAAUAGGCCACACUUACCAGUUAGCGAAGCAAUUCCAAGAGGAGCAUCAACAUUUCACAAUGAGUUCCAUGAACGUUUAUGUCAACAUAAAUCGGAUACUUACUGUGGCCAGUCGUCUCAUAGAGGGCGGCCACUACGCCGCCGCUCAUAUAAGAUCGGUGGCGGCAAGGUUGGAUAGAACGUGGAAGGACUUCGCCGCUGGACUGGAUGAAAGGACUGCCGUUUUAGCAUUAUCUGUGAUAUUUCAUCACAAGGCCGAGCAAUACGUAGAAAAUGUGCCAUCUUGGAAAUCUUCAUGCGAGAACAUGAACAUACCGUCAGAAAUACUCGUUUUGGAGAAUUCCAUUCAUCAGCAUCAGAAUUUGUAUGAAUCUAUGUGCCAAGCCUAUACGGAGGUCUACAAUGCCUAUCAGUCGUUAUUGAAUGGCCUCGAUGUGAUGCUGCAAGUGUGCCAUAACUCUCCAACAGUGAUAGGAGACCUGGACAGUUCAGCCAAAAUUCCAAACGUGCAUAGUACAAGUAAGAAGCUUCUGUAUCAGUUGGAUCACCUGGUUCAAGUCUGCAACCAGCCUGGAACGGAAAAGAAACAUCAGGGGGAUGGAAAGUCAAAUUAUGAAAAUCGACCUGGGGGCAAUCCUGCUGCCGAUUACAGUGAAGGAGCGAGUCAUGUCCUUGCUGUUAUUCACCAGAUCCUCAACCAUCAUAGGACCUUGGAACAGAAGUGGCACGCCAAGAAAAUCAAACUCCAUCAGAGAUUAGCUUUAAGGCUCUUCCAAGAGGAUGUUAAGCAGGUUUUGGAUUGGCUUUCCAAUCAUGGCGAGGUUUUCAUCAGGAAAAAUACUGGUAUUGGCAGAAAUCUACAGAAGGCAAGGGUGUAUCAGAAGAGUCACGAACACUUCGAGAACGUCGCUCAGAACACCUAUACCAACGCGGACAAGCUAUUGGCCGCGGCUGAGGAGCUCGCCCAUACGGGCGAGUGCGACCCUGACGAGAUAUACUCAGUGGCGCACGAAUUGGAGGCACAUGUCACCUCGUUCGCCGCUCGCGUCGAACAGAGACGACGUCGGCUCGAUCUCGCUGUGCUCUUCUACACGCACGAGAAGGAGUUGAGUAACUGGGUGGACGAACUCAGGCAAGAGCUCCAAGGCGACGAAAGUCCUGCCGAGGGUCUCGAAGCGGUCGAGCGUCUUCUGGAGCAGACUUCGCAGCACAGGGAUCAGAGCUUGGACGCCUGCACCUCAACAAUAGCACAAGGCGAGGCUUUACUCCAGGAAUUGAGAUCGAUUAGUGAUAUGGAUUCAACUGGUUCAGUUUCCGCUGUAGAAGCAGCACUCGACAGACUAACAAAGCAGAGAAGUGAUCUGGAAGAAUUAUGGGCAGCAAGAAAGCUCAGACUGGACCUCUGUUUAAGAUUAAGACUUUUCGAGAGAGAUGCCCUCGAAGUGUCCUCCCAGCUGGAAAUGUGGUCUGAAGAACUCCAGCAUAGCGAGCUAACGAGGGACAUCUCGAAAGCAGAACAGUUCCUUCGACUUCACAACGAGAGCGUCAGCCAGAUGCAGAACACGGUGUACCAAGUACUACAACAGGGUCAAGACCUCAUACAAGUCUUCGAAAACUCCGGUCUUUGCGUGAUGGCCGACGCUCAAUACAACGCACAAACGCGCGUUCAAGUUCUCCUCGAAUUUCUUCACGACCGCGAGAUGGAUCUGGAGGAGAUGGCCGAGAUGAAGAGGGUGAAAUUGGAACAGUGCAUCCAAUUGGGCCAAUUCCAGAAUGAUGCCAACCAAGUGAUCAGCUGGAUCAGAAAUGGGGAGAGCAUGUUGCUGGCCAGCUUCACCAUACCAAAUAGCCUGUCUGACGCGGAACUACUGAAAAAAGAACACGAACAGUUUCAAGUUGCCAUCGAGAAGACACACACCUCUGCUGUUCAAGUCAAAUACAGAGCCGACGCUCUCAUCAACGCCAAUCAUUAUGAUCCACAAAGUAUCAGGGAAAUAUCGGAAGAGGUGACUAAACGUUGGCAGCAACUGGUUAGCUGUGCGGAGGAAAGACACAAGUUGGUGACUGCUAGUCUUAACUUCUAUAAGACUGCAGAGCAGGUCUGUUCGGUGCUUGAUAGUUUGGAGAGGGAAUACAGAAGGGACGAGGACUGGUGCGCAACUGGACAGAGCUCCGAUAAGGCCGCAUCUAUAUCGCAGUUGAUCAAUAAACACCAAGAACAGAAGGAGGCUUUUUUGAAGGCGUGUACAUUGGCAAGGAGGACUGGAGAAACCUUCUUGAAAUAUACCACCAGAAGUUUGCAAUUCUACAACUAUCCCAACACCACUGGAAAUCAUGAGACUAGAGUCAAAGGCAUCCUGGAAAAGCUGCUGAGUCAGGAGAAUAAAGUACUGGAGCAUUGGACCCAGAGGAAGAAACGUUUAGACCAGUGUCAGCAGUUUGUCCUUUUCGAAAGAUCGGCCAAACAAGCCAUCGAAUGGAUCCACGACACCGGCGAGUGCUAUCUGACUACGCAUACCAUAAAUCUCGGAAACAACGUGGAGGAAACGGAGAGUUUACUCAGGGAACACAACGAGUUCAAGAGUACCGCGAAAGAGACCAAAGAAAGGGUGAAAUUGCUGAUUCAGUUGGCGGACAGUUUAGUCGAGAAGGGACACGCGCACGCGAGUUCCAUCAAACAAUGGGUGGCCGCGGUGGAUAAUAGAUAUAAGGACUUCAGUUCCCGAAUGGAACAGUAUCGCCAACUGCUCGAGGAUACAUUGGGUAUACAGGGAGGAGAGAGUGAGACUGAGAAAAAAGAAUCUUCAGAUAGAAAUUCGGACCCUAGUUUGGAGUCGAAAGUCAAGGAGGUUGCCGCGAAGGAACUGAAAGAAUUGAACGAAGAAAAGAGAAGAUCUGCUAGGAGGAAAGAGUUCAUAAUGGCCGAACUUCUUCAAACCGAACGGAGCUACGUGAAGGAUUUGGAGCUGUGCAUUCGUUGUUUCCUCAGCGAGUUGAAAUCUCCAAAUGCGAACAUUCCACCUAUCCUCGUCGGCAAAGAGAGCCUCAUCUUCGGUAACAUCGAGGAAAUCUACAAUUUCCACAAUAACAUAUUCCUGAGAGAACUGGAAAAAUACGAAACUAUGCCCGAGGACGUAGGCCAUUGUUUCGUCACGUGGGCUCAGAAAUUCGACAUCUAUGUGCAUUAUUGCAGGAACAAACCCGAGUCGAAUAGUUUCUGCGUGCAGCACGGCGGGCCGUUCUUCGAGGAGCUCCAGAAGAAGCACAAGGUUGAACAUCCAUUAUCCGCCUAUCUUAUAAAACCUGUACAGAGGAUCACCAAGUAUCAGCUCUUACUUAAAGACUUGCAGUCGUGUUGUCAGGAGGGUCAGGGUGAAAUAAAGGAUGGCUUGGAGGUUAUGCUCAAUGUACCAAAGAAGGCCAAUGAUGCCAUGCAUUUAUCGCUUCUUGAAGGCUGUGAUGUUUCGUCGGAUAAGUUGGGUGAAGUAGUGUUACAGGACGCUUUCAGUGUAUGGGAUCCGAAGCAAAUAAUCAGGAAGGGCAGAGAACGGCAUAUAUUCCUUUUCGAAUUAUAUUUACUCUUCACCAAGGAGGUGAAGGAUUCGGCUGGAAAAGUUAAAUAUAUAUACAAGAACAAAUUGAUGACUUCAGAGCUUGGGGUCACAGAGCACAUGGAGGGAGAUGAAUGCAAGUUUGCCGUCUGGACUGGUAGAGCUCCUAUUUCCGAUUACAGAAUUGUUUUGCGGGCAUCUUCUCUGGAGACUAAACAACUAUGGGUUAAAAAACUCAGGGAGGUUAUACAAGAAACAUAUUUCAGUGGGGCUCUACCUCUGUCGUUACCGAAGAGCCCUGCUAAGUUGAAACCUCAUAGUCAGAGGUCUAGCAGAGAUUUGGAGGAAUGCAUCUCGUUGGACGAAAGCGUAGAGAAUUUGGACAGGAAUUCUUUGACGUCCUUCGGAUCCGGCAACACUACAGACUCCGAUAAAGCCGGCGUCCUGGAAAUGACCUGGGUGAUAAACGACUUCACUGCUACGUGUUCCCAGGAACUGAGCGUAUCGAAGGGUCAGCAGGUCGAGGUCGUGGAGGUCUGCGCCACCAAGCCGGACUUUUGUCUGGUGAGGAUGCCGACGAGGGGCACGGAGCAGGAUUCGAGCGUCGUGCCGGAAGGGCUGGUACCGCUGUCGGUGCUGAAGCAGCCCCCUGCUCCUAGGAGCUCGCCAUCCAGGAGGGUCGUACCCGAAAGCGAAGCUGAAACAUUCCCUAACGAUAGUGGAGGGAUUGCAAAUACUUCAUCCCCAGUAAAUAAAAGGAGAGGAUUCAGCGGGCGAAAAUGGCUGCCUCCGCCUUUGCGAAAACUUUCGCAGGGUAAACUCGACAAGUCCCAGGCUGGUAGUCCGCUGGACAGGCCACCACUGAAAAAGACUGGAUCGGAUAAGAGGAUUAAGGUACCAUCAGAAAUGGGCAAUAAGCCGUCAGUGUCGGAAGGCGAAGAUGACGAUGAGCAGCGACCGCCUCUAUCUAUCAAGAAUGCCAAAUUGCUGGGAUCUGAACUGGCGAAUGGUGCUAACGCUGGCGACGAUGUUGACGAAGACCUUGAACUCCCUCCACCGAUGAAACCUAUUCAAGAGCCAAUCUUGGUUACGUCGCCACCACCGGGAGUGCCGGACAUAGAGGAAAAUCCGUGCAAGAGGGUUUCUAGUCUAACAUUAAAAUCGCUUGAGGGCGCCACUUCUGCAGAUCUAGCUGAAAUAGAGCAGAUUGUGAAGGAAAGAAUGGAACAACACUCGGAAAAUGCCCUUCUCCGAGACUCUAAGUCAAAUGAAGCCACCACUGACCACAUCACCAAACACGAGGAGCUAACAGCGGCGCAGUACUCGUCCAACGAAGCUUCGGCUUUGGCAUUCAGCGGUGAUGAAAGUGACAAUAAGCCACCAGACGAUAAUUCGAUCGACAACAGUAAAAAAAUCGACAUGUUCUUGAGAAAGAGGGAAUUCGUACUGAAAGAAUUGGUGGAUACAGAGGAGGCUUACGUCAGAGAUUUAUCACUGAUAGUGGACGGUUACAUGAAGACUAUGAAAGAUCCAGAUUGCGAAAUACAGAUGCCCGAAGAUCUGGCAGAGGGCAAGCACAAAAUGGUGUUUGGAAACGUGGAAGCCAUCUAUGACUGGCAUAAAGAUGUGUUUCUCAUAUCAAUCAAAAAAGCCAUUAAGCAUCCCAUUGAAUUAGCCCAAUUGUUCAAACGGUACCAAAGGAAGCUUCACAUGUACGUGGUGUACUGCAAGAAUAAGCCUGUAUCGGAGUACAUCGUAUCAGAGUACUUGGAUACUUACUUUGAAGAGCUAAGAGUGAAACUGGGACAGAAGUUACAACUUUGCGAUCUGCUCAUCAAGCCUGUUCAAAGAAUCAUGAAGUAUCAGCUGAUGCUCAAGGAUAUACUCAAAUAUACGGAAAGAGCUGGAUUGACGACCGAAGCAGAACAUCUGAAGAUGGCGUUCGAAAUAAUGGUUAUCGUCCCAAAAGAAGCUAACGAUAUGAUGGAUGUUGGUAGGCUACAAGGUUUCGAUGGUAAAAUUACAGCACAAGGUAAAUUACUUCUGCAUGGCACGGUCACUUGUUCCGAUUUACCAGGAUCGAACAACUCAACGAUUGGAAAAAAUAAAGAUCUCCAAGUAUUUUUAUUCGAACAAAGCAUAAUUUUCUCUGAUAUAGUGGGGAAGAAGACCCAAUUCACAAGUCCACAGUACAUUUAUAGAGCUCAUAUUCAGGUCAAUAAAAUGAACUUGGAGGAGAGGGAGGAUUGCUUUCUCCUCAAAUCAACUGAUCCCAACAAACCGAAUGUGGGUUUUGUGUGCCAGGUACCAAUGGACGUGCUCGAUCAAUGGGUAACUACAAUCAAAAACAUACUUCAAACGCAAAAAGACUUCUUGAAGGCCAUUCAAAGUCCCAUCGCCUACCAGAAGGAACUGACCAAAGAGUUUUCAAGUUCGGAUCUAGCCACCAUGUGGGAUCCGACUUAUAGAAAGACAGUGUCAAUGACUAGUAGUACCACCUCCGCAUCAUCCGUUUCUUCGAGUAAGCCGGCACGAAAAACGAUUCACAAGGCGAAUACCGUUGGUAUACCGGAUCACAGUGAACUGAAUGAAAAUUGUGAUAAAUCCCCAGCUCCAACGAAGCACAGGAGUGGGAGGAUAUUCGAGGGCUUUGGAUUCAAGCAUUCACUCAAAUCGAAACAUAAAAGUGAACCUUUGCCCUUAGAUUCGCCCAAAGACAAUAAGAGUGAAGUGCAUCGUAGGUGGUCGGAGACCAACCAGCCAUCGCCUGACAAUACCGUGCUGCCGCCCGGUAGUCAAGCACGCUUGGUUUGCGAAUGGCCCGACCUUACAUUGGGGGACAUAGUUACCGUCGUCAAGCACGAUCCCACCCAGGGCUAUCUCAUCAAAACGAAUUCCCAUCUGGAGGAAAUUUGGGUCCCAGCCCACGUGCUCUCUGUCUACAAUCGCAGGCCGUGGUCCUUCAAAUUCAAGAAACCGGGCAGAAGAUCUCACGAGAACUCGCUGCAAGAAACGUCCAUAGCGGAAAAUCCCCUACCGGAGUUCAUCGAACACCUGAGAGACGCGAACGCGCAGUGCGGUUCGGAGGUGACGCUCAGGUGCCGCAUACGUCACUGCGGUCGCGCCACCAAGAUAUGCUGGAAGAAGCUGGAGCCCGAAGUGGUCGUCUUACGUAACGCCAAACUGCACAUGAGCCAGAGCGAGGAAGGUCUGGCCGUGCUGACGAUCGAAAAUGUCAAAAAGUCCGAUUCCGGAAAGUACUCGGUCACCAUCUCCAACGAGUACGGCUCGAUUGAAAGCACCUCCGUUCUGAGCGUAUCGGAGCCUUUCACCCCCCUCCACGAACCAUCCAUUCAGGUCGUGUCCUGUUCCAGCGUGCACUUGACGUGGGAGAGCACCGCUUACGACAAGUUCUAUCUGGAAUACUGCCGAUUGGGUUCGGGCGAGUGGCUGACGAUCAACGGUGGCCGAAUCAUAGAGGCGAAAUCGUACACGAUAGAGAACUUGACUCCCGGGGAAACGUACAGUUUCAGGAUCAUCGCGGCGCAGAAUAAACUGAUCAGUUUGCCGAGCAUAGCGGUGACUCUGCCCGUGGCCGACAAUCUGAGAUGGCAGCAGGAGCAGUUCAGGAGGAGAUACGUGGAGUUGGAAGAGCUGGAUAGGGGCAGGUUCUCCAUAGUGAAGAGGGCGAAAGACAGGGGGACGCAGGUCGAGGUGGCACUGAAACAGGUGACGAGGAGAAAACAACCGCAUCACAUAACGCAGGCGGAGUAUUCCCUGCUGGCCGGGAUGCAGCACGUCAAUAUCAUUAGGGGAUUAGCCUUAUUCGACAAUGCACCGCACCCGGGGAUAGACACAAUAGUACUAGAAUUGGUAAAAGGUCCAUACCUGUUCACAUACCUAGGCGAAAAAGAAAGUUAUUCGGAAAGUGAAGCGAAGAGUUACGCCAAACAAAUGAUUGCAGCUUUAUCUUGGCUGCAUAAAAAAGAUUUAUCGCAUUUAGAUAUCAAGCCAGAAAAUGUACUUAUCGACGUAUCCAAUCCCACCCACGUCUUGAAACUGAUAGAUUUUGGCGAUUCCGUCAACACCCAGAAGAACGUGAUCCUGCCACCGGCUUGCCUAGAAUUUGCCUCGCCAGAAUUGGUGCUAGGACAGCCCGUUGGGAAACACACCGACUUCUGGGCGGUUGGUGUUUUCCUCUAUGUCUUGCUCAGUGGCGUUUCACCUUUUCUGGACGACUCUAUGGAAGAGACAACGGCCAAUAUUCUCAAAUGCGACUAUUGUUAUCCGGAGCAAUAUUUCGACCGCAUUUCGAACGCGGCAAAAGAACUCAUAGGGAAAUUUCUUGUGUUGGUACCCGCACAAAGGCUGUCCAUGGAGGAGGCGUUAACUUAUUCCUGGAUCACCGAGGAUGGCCCAUCUGUUACUAUUCCAUCUUCCAACCUGAGAACAUUUAUGCAACGAAGGCAUCCAACGAACGUUUCUGCAUCACCAACUAGUCCACAACCGAAGCCCCACAAUUUGUUCUGAGGCGUUUUGAUAUAGACUUUUUUCAAAUUUGUUUUACGAGACUUUUUAGUAUAAUUGAAGCAUGUGAUAUUGAUUUUUAAAUCUGUUAAUCUUCCUCUUAGCCAUUAAAGUAUAUUAUGUAAGAACUGGAUUGAUUUUAUAGUAACGUAUGUAAUUUUAAUAAUUCUUUUCAAAUAAUUUAGACCUUUUAAAUAUUUAUAUGAGUAUUUAGAUGUAAAAAGUGUGAUUGUUAUUUAUUCAAUAAAAAUUCAAGAGA
This is a messenger RNA of Coccinella septempunctata (seven-spotted ladybird), 9566 nucleotides long. It is a transcript of the gene trio, whose product is annotated as kalirin. NCBI's taxonomy places the organism in Eukaryota, Metazoa, Arthropoda, Insecta, Coleoptera, Coccinellidae. Gene Ontology annotation, cellular component: cytoplasm. The record is from RefSeq and is a predicted model, not a curated record. The transcript is spliced from 33 exons. Bases 224 to 9310 code for a protein of 3028 amino acids. Gene Ontology annotation, molecular function: ATP binding; protein kinase activity; protein binding. Gene Ontology annotation, biological process: axon guidance; protein phosphorylation; intracellular signal transduction.